CGGCGGCGGAGGAGACUUAGUCUUGCGGCAGCGUCGCCCACGGCAUGGAAGGGGCGUGCGCGGGCGCGAGCGGGGCGUCACCUUGGGCGGCGGGGGCGGGCAGCUGCGCGGCGGCGGGGGCGCCUGGUGCGGCAGGCGUCAGCGCCAUGCUGUUCGGCGCGCUGUUGGCAACCCUGACGCAGUCCCACAAGGACCUCAGCGACGACAGCAGGUAUCCUCCGGAUGCGAUCGACGGCCUGCGCGAGCGCUACGACUUCGUGGUGGUGGGCGCGGGGUCUGCGGGCUCCGCCGUGGCGGCGCGCCUCUCCGAGAACCCCGACUGGUCGGUGCUGCUGCUUGAGGCCGGGGGCGACCCGCCCCCAGACUCGGACGUGCCGCCCCUCUUCCUCGCGCUCCAGAACACCGACGUGGACUGGCAGUACCGCACGGAGCCGGACCCCAAGAGCUGCCGCAGUCUGAAAGACCAGCGGUGCAACUGGCCGCGCGGCAAGGUGAUGGGGGGCACGAGCAGCAUCAACGGGCAGAUCUACAUGCGCGGCCACAAGUGCGACUACGACGAGUGGGCGGCGCUAGGCAACGCCGGCUGGGCCUUCGAGGACGUGCUGCCCCUCUUCAAACGCUCGGAGAACCUCGAGGACGAGGAGCUGUGGCGCGAGCCGCGGACGGCGCGGUUCCACGCCAAGGGCGGCCCCCUCACCGUGCGACCGCACGGCCUGCACUCGCCCGUCGGCGGGCUGCUGGUGGAGGCGGGCGCCGAGCUGGGCUACCGGCGGCUGCGCGACUUUAACGGCGCCGAGGCGUUCGGCACGGGCGCCAUCCACGGCACGCUGGCGCGCGGCGAGCGCUGCAACGCCGCCAAGGCCUUCCUGGGCGCCGCGCGCGCGCGCCGCAACCUGCACGUGGCCAAGCGCUCGCUCGCCACGCGCCUGUUCGUCGACCCCGCCACGCGCCGCGCGCGCGCCGUGCGCUUCCGCAGGGACGGCGACGACCACGACCGCGAGGUGCAGGUCGAUAAAGAAGUGAUAGUGUCCGCGGGCGUGAUCAACUCCCCGCAGCUGCUCAUGCUGUCGGGCAUCGGCCCCAAGUCGCACCUGGAGGAGCUGGGCAUCCCCGUGGUGGCAGACCUGCCCGUGGGCGAUAACCUGCAGGACCACUCCAUCUACCCGGUGAUCAUCUCGCUGGACGACACGCCGCUCAUGGACCCGAUGGAGCAGGCCUUCCUCUACCUCAAGAACCGCACGGGCCCGCUCUCGUCCCUCGACGUCACCUCCAUCACCACCUUCCUGCAGGCGGGCGUGCCGGCGGGGGCGGAGCCGGAGGGGGCGUGCCCCACGGGCCAGGUGCACUACUUCCACUUCCCGCGCGCCACCGCCGCCGCCGCCGUGGCGCUGCUGGAGCGCGACCUGGGGCUGCACGCGGAGGUGGCCGAGCAGCUGCGCGCGCUCAGCCGCAGGCGCGAGUUCGUCAUGGCCACGCCCAUCCUGCUGCGCCCACGCAGCAGAGGCCGCGUGCGCCUGCGCAGCGCAAACCCGCGCGCGCCGCCCAAGAUCUUCUCCGGCUACUUCCACGACGACCGCGACCGCGACGACCUCGUGCUGCUCAUCGAGGCCACGGCGCGGCUGGCGUCCACCGAGGCGCUGGGCGCCCUCAACGCGCGCCUGGAGCCCCUCGUGCCCGCCCCGUGCCGCUCCCACGCCUUCGGCUCGCGCGCCUUCUGGCGCUGCGCCGUGCCCGAGCUCGCCACCACCCUCUACCACCCGGUGGGCACCUGCAAGAUGGCGCCGGCCCACGACCCGGGCAGCGUGGUGGACGCGCGCCUGCGGGUGCGCAGGGUCAAGGGGCUGCGCGUGGCCGACGCCUCCGUCAUGCCCGUCGUGCCCAGCGGCAACACCAACGCACCCGCCAUUAUGGUGGGCGAGAAGGCCGCGCACAUGAUCAAGGAGGACUGGGGCGGACGGGCGCAAGCGGAGCAAGAGAAACUUUAUGUUGUAUCUGCGAAAACUGGUAAUAAUAUAGUAAUGUUUUCAGCGAAAUUAUAA
This is a messenger RNA of Gryllus bimaculatus (two-spotted cricket), 2039 nucleotides long. Lineage: Eukaryota; Metazoa; Arthropoda; Insecta; Orthoptera; Gryllidae. The record is from the annotation of a GenBank genome assembly.